This is a messenger RNA of Venustampulla echinocandica, 1143 nucleotides long. RefSeq names its product putative proteasome regulatory particle subunit protein. The transcript is spliced from 3 exons. The record is from RefSeq and is a predicted model, not a curated record. Lineage: Eukaryota; Fungi; Ascomycota; Leotiomycetes; Helotiales; Pleuroascaceae. Gene Ontology annotation, biological process: ubiquitin-dependent protein catabolic process. Bases 1 to 1143 code for a protein of 380 amino acids. Gene Ontology annotation, molecular function: structural molecule activity. Gene Ontology annotation, cellular component: proteasome regulatory particle, lid subcomplex; cytosol; nucleus.
AUGAAUGUCGAUACGAUUCCAGAUUUCCUCGCGGAUCAGCGUGAUGCUGCCCCCGCAGACCUACAACAUCUCUUCAUCUCCUUCGAGGAUCUGUGGGAGCGAAAGUUAUGGCAUCAGUUAACGGAUAGCUUAAUAGAGCUGUUCCAGAACCCAGCAAGCGCCAGCCAACGGCUACCCUUUUACAAGACAUUCAUCCUCACAUUCGCAGACAAGAUCAACCAGCUAAAGCUUGUCACUCUUGCUUUGAGUGCAGCAUCACAAUGCAGAGAUGGUCAUGAGCGCCUGUCCUUCCUGGAGUCAGUGGCCAAGAAAGUCGACAACCCCAAUUCCCAAGACGCCUACGUCUACGCAACUGUGGCUGUAGCAACUGUAAAGCUAGAAUUGAAGGAUUUGGAAGGCACAAGGAAAGACCUAGACAAGUCGGAGAAGAUCUUGGAUCAUUUCGAUUCUGUCGAAACCAUCGUGCAUGCUGCUUUCUACCGGGUCAACGCAGAAUAUUACCAGUCCAAGCUUGACUUUGCCUCCUAUUAUCGGAACGCCCUGCUUUACCUUGCCUGCAUCGAUUUGGCCGACCUGACACCCGCUGAACGUCGAAGCCGAGCCUACGACCUUAGCAUAGCAGCUUUGGUCUCGGAUACGAUCUACAACUUUGGAGAGCUUUUAUUACAUCCCAUCCUCAAUUCUCUGGUGGUCGAGGAUGCUUGGCUACGUGAUCUGCUUUUUGCGUUCAACCGUGGAGACUUAACUGCGUAUGAUGUUUCGGCUGGCCAUAUUUCCUCAAACACACUGCUUGCGGAGCAUCGUGAUGGCUUGCGACAAAAGAUCUACCUUGCUGCCUUGACGGAAGCCGUAUUCCGCAGACCACCCCACGACCGCACAAUGUCCUUCCGCACAAUCGCCGAAGAAACCAAAGUCAGGCCCGACGAGAUAGAGCAUUUGAUUAUGAAGGCGUUGAGCUUGGGGCUUCUCAGAGGCAGUAUCGACCAAGUGGACGAGAUUGCACGGAUCAACUGGGUGCAACCAAAGGUGUUGGAUAUGGGCCAGAUCGACAACAUGCGCUUAAGGCUACAAGAAUGGGACUCAAGCGUCAACUCGCUAGGUAACUGGAUCGAGUCGAAGGGUCAGGAUGUUUGGGCGGCAUAA